UGCAUAAUCAUGAACUGAGAUAUGAUUUUACACAUUUAUUGACACUCCCUUUAAGGGUCUACCAGCAAUAAAUAUGAUCAUAAAAACACAAUCUAUAAAAUAUAAUAUUUACAAAAGCUAAAGCCAUCGCUAAGAGAAUUUUGUGUUAGGAUGGGCAUAUCUGCAUCCAAGACAUUCAAGUUGCUGGUCCUCAUUUGAACUGAUGAAUAAACUUAAAAUGGGAUGUUUUGGGGUAUCAGUUUUCCUUGCUUUAAGCAUGAUAAUGCUGCUGCACCUCAAGCCGGUUCUGGGAUGCAAGAUUUUGGUGGCUGCUACAAGUGGAAUGUGCAGCCACAUGAUUUCGGGCAUCGAAAUCGCCAAAACUUUGUCCUCGCGAGGGAACAAGGUAUGGGUCGUCAUGAAUGAGGAGACCCAUCGCCUGUACGUGCAGGGCCGCAUGGAGAUCCCGGACCAGAUACACUUCGCGCUCUUCAAGACCUCUCUCACCGACAAAGAUGGCGACACGUUCCUCCGGCGGUACGUCUCCAAACAGUUGCGAGACGAGCGCGCCAACACGGCCCUGCAAUACCGCAUCGAAGCCGAGGAUCGUGAGAUACAAGCACGCGUGGCUGGACGGAAAGUGGACGUCUUCAAGGCGUCCAGUUUCGUCAACGAUGAUAUGCUGGGAAACACCCAACUCAUCGAGAAGCUAAAGACAGUAGGAUUCGAUAUGAUCAUCGGUGAUGUGGUGACUUUAUAUCAAGUGUUUCUUAGUCAGGUUCUUAAGGUACCGUACAUUAAUUUUGGGCUCACUUCAAUGGUACCAUCGCAGCACGACCGAUUUGCUUUUAAUCCGAUCCACCCGGCUUACGUCCCCGAGCGUCUCAGCUCUCUCACCGAUACCAUGACUUUCCAAGAGCGCAGGAAAAACACACUCCUGUACUGGAUCACCGGCUACUUCUACUACAAGUUCAUGCUGACGCCGAUGGACGAGGUCCUCCAAAAGCGGAACAUCCGCCCAGAUGCGAACUUUGGGCAGCUUCUCUCGGAGGCCGCCAUGUGGAUUUUCAACGAGGAUUUCGCGUUUGAAUUCCCCCGGCCUCUGAGUCCUCAUGUCAAGUUCGUCGGGGGUGUCCUCACGGGUCCAUCGAAACCACUGAAUGAGGAGUGGCAGUCGUUUGUUGAUAGCUCGGGCGACCACGGCAUAGUCAUUCUAGCACUGGGAACUCUCAUCAACGAUGAACUGACGGAGCAACAAGCUGAGAACAUCGCCUCCAGUCUGGCUCUACUCUCUCAGAAGGUGGCUUGGAGUUACGGCGGUAAACUACCAAAGGCUCUCGGUAACAACACCAAGGUUGUCAAAUGGCUGCCGCAAAACGACCUGCUUGGCCACCAGAAGACGCGGGCUUUUAUUUCCCACGGCGGCUUGAGCAGCCUUCAUCAGUGCAUUUACCACGCCGUACCGAUCGUGGGAAUCCCAGUCUUUGGUGACCAAACGGAUAACGUCAUUAGACUACGCGCCAAAGGGAUGGCGGUUCUUGUCGAUAUUCGUCGUCUGACUGAACGUUCAAUAUAUGACGCUGCCGUGGAAGUCAUUUAUAACAAAACGUACAAAUUAGCAGCCUUGCAUCUAUCUGGGAUUGCUCGUGACCGCGUCAUGCCGAUGACCCCACUGGAAGAGGUCGCUUACUGGGUGGAGUACGCCGUCCGACACGGCACCGAGCAUCUCAAGCCACGCUCCAUGCACCUGUCAUCCGUUCAGUACUACCUACUGGACGUAAUUGGCGUCACUGCCGCAAUGGCAGUCGCCAUAUGCUGGUGUCUUACCAAAUUGUGUUGUGGUCUAGGCAGAAAGAUGUGCCAAGCAGUGCGAAUAAACUGGAAAUAGAACUUAAAAAAUAAAUUUGAUGAAUUUUUUGGGUAUUUUUAUUUCUCAAAACCUCACUGCUCGUUUAAAUUUAUUAAAUUGGGAAUGAAUUCCACAGACGAAAAGAUGAAUUUAAAUUUUGUCAUUGAAACAGAGGACCAAUGACUUAAAAUAUCCAUGCCACACAGUGGCAUAUGGCACUAAUGACAACAUUCGGUACUGAAAUUCGACAAUAGAAUGGCUUUUUGCCUCUUACAACAUCAUAAUUAUGCUACAAUACCUUGACGCACUGUAGACAGCAUGAACUGUUUUUGCUGCGGCCCUUAACCCUCUUGGCCGCGGCAAUACAUUUUAUAGCAUCUCAUAUAAAAUCCAAGCGUGGCGCGAUUUUUGUAUGGUACCCUGACUUUGAACAGGUUAUAGUAGCCUGUGUCCCGUUUGACUGGCUCCUCCAUUACAAACUAAACUUGCUGGUAGGCAAAAUCAGUGCUGCAUGACAUGCUUUCAAACACUUUCUUUUAUUUUUGGAUGAUUGUACCAUUGAGAUUCUUGCGGGUACACAUUGUACAUAAACUAGCAGUGUUCGAAUGAUUUCUCCAUCUUAUCCACGCUAGACUGAUAUUUAUUCACUCGAGUAAUAAAAAAAGAUUUUACCCCGCGCUUACUUCAUUAGAUUCUUGCGUGUACCCAUAACCUAGGCUGAAUGAUUUCUCCAUUAUAUAAACGCUAGCAGGCCGCGGAACCAGGAUUUUCCAAAAGGGGAGGGGGCGUGAAAUGUGACGUGCAGCCGUGGUCAGGGCAAGUUGUGGCGCCUACGCCGAAGGCCGGGGGGGGGGGGCAUAAUGUCAUUGAAAGUAAUGCGAGAGCGUAGCGCGCGAAGCCCUAACGGCGAGGGGUCCGAUUUUUGGAUUCUAGAUGCUCUAUGGUGCAAUCUCAGGCAAUAUCUGACGACUUUAACCAUUUUUUGAGCAAAAGAUCAUCAUUUAAACAUCGUUUUUGAGUUGGAGUCAUAGAAUCAGCUACCCUGAAUUAUCAUAAAACUGAAGCCUACAACAUUUAUUCGGGGACGAAAAAA
Molecule: messenger RNA, 2921 nt
Organism: Patiria miniata (bat star)
Lineage: Eukaryota; Metazoa; Echinodermata; Asteroidea; Valvatida; Asterinidae
Product: UDP-glucuronosyltransferase 2C1-like
Exons: 4
Coding region: 203-1867 (554 amino acids)
Molecular function (GO): UDP-glycosyltransferase activity
Source: RefSeq, a predicted model, not a curated record